AGCACAGGUUCAUUCUGUUUUGGGCUCGGGCCAAGAGAAACAGUGUCUUUGUCCUUUAAUGUUCCACUUAGCGUGUGAGUGAUAUGGCUCCGAUAAGCAGCGGUGGAAAACGCCCAGCGUUAUCAGAGGCGCAUAGUUGGAGAUGCGCCAAAUCUGCCGGCAAACCGGAGUUGACGUCAGGACUUCCGGGUUGUACCAGCGACCUGCUGCUGCUGUCUGGAUACAUGGAGUGCAGUAAAGACAUGAAGCUCUCCUCUCCUCUCCUGCUCUUCCUGGCAGUGGGACUGUCCUCUGCCUUUGUUCUCUCGUCUCCACUACCGUGGCCCAAACUGAUCCUGACCCAUUCAUGGCCCAGCAGCUUCUGUUCCAUUGAACAUUGUGAAUCCAACAUUAGCCACUGGACACUACAUGGACUCUGGCCAAGCAAAGGGGCGUUUUGCAAUUCAUCGUGGCAUUUCAACUCUUCUGAGAUACAGGACCUGCUUCCAGACUUGAAGAUAAGUUGGCCUGACUUGGAAAACCCCUUUUCUACUGAAUUCUGGAAGUAUGAGUGGCACAAACAUGGCACAUGUGCAGCCAAAGCAGUUUCUCUGAAUAGUCAACAUAAAUACUUCAGCAAAGCACUGGAGCUGUACCACAAAGUGGAUUUGAAUGGCAUCCUGAAGAAGUUUAACAUCAUCCCUUCUGAAAAUUACUACACAUUUGCAGAAAUUGAAAAAGUCAUAGACACCUUCUAUGGCUUCACGUCUAAGAUCCAGUGCUACCAUCAGUCAAAGAAUGCUGAGUUCCAGACUUUGGGGCAGAUUGAGAUCUGUUUCAACCCCGACUUCAACCUCAUGGAUUGUGAAAAGCAGGAAACUCUAUCCAAGGGCGCCUGGUACAAUCCUGUGGCUGUUGACAAGACAUCUGGGCUCAGUGUGUGCGACCAAAAUACACCAGUUUAUUACCCACCUCCAUUAUAAACAGCACAUGCUGCCUUUACACGUACUGUACUGUACUGUAAGUUAGAUCACGCCUACUCACUCACUGCACUGCUGUUUGGAUUCUCCUUGAGUUUAUGGCCACUGCAUUCAUUGUUUUUGUAAGUUGGACAAUCAGCGUAGUGUGAAAAUAUUUGUCCAGAUCUGACAGGUAAGGAAAAAAGUCACCUUCAAGUGCAUUGUUCUUUUUAUAUCCUCCAGAAACCAGGACAUGCACUCACUACUAAGUAGUGCUUUAAUUAUGUCCCUUCCUGACCCUUCAUUGUAGAGGAGUCUGACAGUGUGCGGUGUGUUUUCCAGGGAGGUGGUGGUGAGUUGGAGAUCAGUCAGACAAAAUGUGUUUAUGGCAUCUGUGUGCAAAGAUGAGAUGUAAUGUGUGUAUUUCUCUGAUCUGCUGGUGACACAGUUUGAGCCACUGGUUGUGUGAAUCUAAAACUAGAUUAAUCCUCUGACCGGUUUUCAGAGUUUUCUUAUGCAUGACACAUCUAAGGACGAUCUCUGUAUUUUAAGGGUGUCUGGAUUUUAUUUGUUCAACAUUUUGAUAAUUUUAAUAGAAAAUAGGUGGAGAAUUCUAUUGCCAAACCACUACACAACUAAUGUGAUCCGAUAGUUGCCAAGUACAUUGUCAGUCCCAUCUUUUUGGCACGUGUUGCUGAAAAGGAAGCAGACUUUUCUUAGGACAGUUUAAAACUAUAGUCCAUAAAGUAAAUGUCCCAUCUAUUACAUAGGGAUUCUCAAAGGCUCAUUGUUUCCAUUGACUCCAGACAAAUCCUUUUCUAGUAAUUGUUUUAGUAAAUGCUAUUGAUUGAUCACAGUGAUUUGCUGGCUGCUUUUUAUGUGUAGAUUUAACAUUUUAAACCUAAAGGUAAAUGAUUUUGUACUCAUGCUGGUAAACAAUUGUUCAACUGUUAUGAUUUUAUUAAUGUCAAUAAAGCAUUUAAUCUGC
Messenger RNA from Betta splendens (Siamese fighting fish), 1926 nucleotides. RefSeq names its product ribonuclease T2 (gene rnaset2). The record is from RefSeq and is a predicted model, not a curated record. The transcript is spliced from 11 exons. The coding region runs from base 84 to 962 and encodes 292 amino acids. NCBI's taxonomy places the organism in Eukaryota, Metazoa, Chordata, Actinopteri, Anabantiformes, Osphronemidae. Gene Ontology annotation, biological process: RNA catabolic process. Gene Ontology annotation, molecular function: RNA binding; ribonuclease T2 activity. Gene Ontology annotation, cellular component: extracellular region.